This is a messenger RNA of Strongylocentrotus purpuratus (purple sea urchin), 3063 nucleotides long. Its product is annotated as Na(+)/H(+) exchange regulatory cofactor NHE-RF1-like. Gene Ontology annotation, molecular function: protein binding; protein-membrane adaptor activity. Lineage: Eukaryota; Metazoa; Echinodermata; Echinoidea; Camarodonta; Strongylocentrotidae. Bases 300 to 1478 code for a protein of 392 amino acids. Gene Ontology annotation, cellular component: apical plasma membrane. The record is from RefSeq and is a predicted model, not a curated record. Gene Ontology annotation, biological process: protein localization to plasma membrane. The transcript is spliced from 5 exons.
UACGUACAAUGAUAAUUGAUUAGACAGUGUUCAGCGCUAGCUCCAUGCAAUUUGUGUAUGUGGGACCGAUACACCUGUCAGCGAGUAUUUUGCGUAACAGGGAGUAACACCGAUCAGCAUCAUUCGAACCACUUUUUCUGCCAUUAAUUUCUCGCAAAAUCGGAGACCAACGGUACCCCGUCUGAGAUAAAUACCACAGGAUUAUUGCCAGGCGGAGCAUUGGUGGUGUCAUUUCGGGAAUUUUGCUGGAAAGUUGAUUUGAAGGAGGGGGUUUCGAACGCGAAGAGGAAAAAACAAAAAUGGAUGCGCCCGGGAAACCGAGGUUGUGCUCGUUGGUUCGCGGGUCCGAUGGCUACGGCUUCAAUCUUCAUGGCGAGAAGGGUCAACACGGGCAGUACAUUCGUGCCGUAGAUGAAGGAUCAGCGGCCCAACUAGCCGGCCUAUGCACGGGGGACAGAGUCAUCGAAGUCAAUGGCACCAACAUCGAACGCGAAACACACACACAGGUGGUCUCCCGGAUCAAGGCCGGGGGCAGCUCAACCAUCCUGCUCGUAGUCGACAAAGAACUCGAUAGAUACUGCCGGAACAACAGCAUCACGAUAAAAGCGAGCAUGGCGGAUGGUGGCGUGGGGGAGGAUUCGCCACGUGUGAACGGCGACCAUCUGGAGUCGGAGGGUAUGGUCCCCAUGAACGGGGACGCCAGUGGUAUGGGGGGUCAUGAGGUCAUCGAGGCGAGCAUAGAGGAGCACCAGGAGUCGGCACCAGAAAGGCAGGAGGAGGAGGAGGAAGACGAGCAUCCGUACGCGGAGGUGGAGAGGAGGCAGGAGCAAGAGGAUGAGGAUGAAGUGGAUGAGCAGUUUGCGGCGGUCUUGGCGGGUGCGACGAUAGAGGAUGGAGAGAGGAGAGAAGUAGAGGAGGAUGAUGUCGUCCAGGCAGAGGAGGUGACGAUGGAAGAAAGCGUUCCAGGUCCACCCAUGGAUAGAGAUGAAGAUUCAGACGUUAGCCUUCCGGAGCCAGAACCAGAACCAAUCCUAGAGGCAGCCACCGUUCCUGUCGUGGAAUCUGCCCCACCCGUAGCAGACACAGAGACGGAUUACCCCGGUUACACGGAAGAGCCCGAACCAGAACCAGAGCGAGAACCAACACCAGAACCAGAGAGAGAACCAACACCGGAACCGGUGCGAGAACCAACUCCAGAACCGGUGCGGGAGCCAACACCAGAACCGGUUAGAGAACCAACUCCAGAACCGGUUAGACAACCAACUCCGGAACCUGUUGUUCAUAAACCGACCAGGACUGAAUCAGUACCUCCCUCGAGACCCACUGCCCCGCCUACAUCCAGGCAAGCUAGUCUAAACGUGGACAGCAACAAGUCGAGCAUGGAGAAGGCCCGGAUACUGGCUGCAGGGAGGAAGAAGAAGAAGCAGGCAUCCUCGAAGAACUGGGAGGAUAAAUAUGCAGCGUUUAAUCAGCUAUAAGAAGGUGCUGGGGUGUGGUUUUAAUUGUGCGUUGUAACAGUAUAUACAUGUAUUUCUUCAUGCUUCCAAUUCUUCGGUAUGUGCUCACCACCGACUCUGCCUGCGUCUCCUCCUGAUUAGUCAGGUGAUCAGAGCUGGUCACAUGAUCAUCCAAAGUCACCUGAUCACUACCACCAAUCACAUGAUCAUCCCAAGUCACCUGAUUACUACCACCAAUCACAUGAUCAUCACUGGUCACAUGAUCACUGCUAGUCACCUGAUCUAAUCUCCUCGCCUGGUUAGGGCUUGACCAGCAGCGAAACAACGGAUCAGCUAUGAGAAGAGCGCCAUCUAUUGUCAGCAAACCAGUGUAUAAUGGUACGGGCACACGACAUAUGUGAUUACAAACCAGUACAUAUUAUAUCAAUACUUCUCAGUACUUAAACAAGAUGUACUCUAGUGUGAUUAAAAAAUGUAAAGUUGAUAGAUAUUUUAUGGUAUAUUUUAUCCAAAGAUAUGAAAUAGAUACGUAUAUAGCUACUGAAUAGAUCAUUAUUGUAAUGACUCGGACAUUGGUCCGAACUUGAAAGCUUUUCCAAGGUUUGACUGACCAAGCAACAACUAAUGCAUGGAAUUUGUUUGGGUCAUAAAGGGUGGCCGUUUGAACAGCUAAUGGAAUGAGUUGGUUCUAUUGGAUACCUUUUGCCAAGAAGAAACAUGCAUUGAGUUUUAUUUUUUAUCCGCAACCGUUAAUCUAGCCACAUUUUUAAAUGGAGGUUAACCAGUUCAUAGUGGAAAGUUUUUCUUGCAUGGCCCUUACUGAUAGACAAAGAUUGAAUGCAUCAUGAAUGGUCUUUUAAUAGAUGAAUUAUCAUAGGAUCACAAUACGCUCAAAAUGGCACUUGAUUUCCUCUAGAACUUCUACAAUUUUAGUUGUAAAUUGAGAAUAGUAUGAUCUAUUUCUUAAGCUGUAUAUAUUUUAAGUGUAUGAGUGCAUGCCAUUUCACGAUCACACGUUCACACACAACAUGUGUGCAGUAUUUCAAACAGAUUGUCGGCUAAAAAUUGAUCUUGAAAGCACAUAAAGAUUUAGAUGUGAAAGAAAAACUUCUAAAGCAAAGUUAUAUUGUUUUGCUUCCUCUCAUGUAGCUCGUCAUAAGAUUAUCAUAUAAUAAUUCAUGAGUGGGUUAUCGUCCGCUAGCAGAUAUUUUCGAAACUAGUUUUCAUGUUGCGAGUUGCAUUUUGCAGCUUUUAGCCUUUAUCUCAAGACACUUGAAUUUUGUGACUCAGCACUUGAACUACAGUGUAUUUGAAGUAGUCUCAUAACUUUCUAUGACUUCCAAUUUCUGUUAUGUCAAAACGUGCAUGUACCUUGGAAAAAAAGCAAUGAAAUAAGCACGAUUCUGUGUCAAAAAUAUCAUUCCUUUCAAUUUCACCUCAAGUUUUGUUUGAAAUUAUAGUUUGCUUAGUCUUUCUGCAUCAUUUAUUCACAAAUCUCUGUGUUGGUAUGAUAACGUAAUGUUUAUAUUGCUGUAGUCACACACAUUGUCACAGUGAUUUUUAAUGUUGUUCGAUACCCUUAUUUUGAAAGUGUGUCAAUUCAAAA